Malassezia vespertilionis is the source of this 996-nucleotide messenger RNA. RefSeq lists its product as uncharacterized. The transcript has a single exon. NCBI's taxonomy places the organism in Eukaryota, Fungi, Basidiomycota, Malasseziomycetes, Malasseziales, Malasseziaceae. The record is from RefSeq and is a predicted model, not a curated record. Bases 1 to 996 code for a protein of 331 amino acids.
AUGCUGCGCUGCCAUCGGCGAGGGUGCGGCACUGAAUUCAACACGGGCAUGGGGCCGUGCCGGUACCAUCCCGGUGCGCCGGUAUUCCAUGAAGGACUUAAAUCAUGGUCCUGCUGCAAAGAUCUGAACAAGCCCGUGAUGGAAUUUGACCAGUUCCUAGCUAUCCAAGGGUGCGCGACCACACCAGCGCACACGACACAAAAACAGAGCCCCCCACCUUCUCAGCGGCCGGGGGGCAAGGUCGGUGGGCCAGAGCCAGGGGCAGAGCCAGGAGCAGCUACGAGUGAGCCCCAGCCACCCCCCAAAGAAAGCGCACCACAACCACUCAACCUGCUUUCGCACGGCAAAGCGCCCGCCGUCCCAAAACCUGCAGAAGCGGCGUGCGAUCCAGAUACACUGACGCAUGUGGAUUGUGGCGCGCGGUGUUCACGUACCGGAUGCAACUAUGUAGCGGAUAUGGACAUGGAGCGCGACCGCGCGGGAGAAUCGUGCAUGUACCACCCCGGCGUCCCUGUCUUCCACGAGGGAUCCAAAGGGUACACUUGCUGCAAGCCGCGUUCGCUGCACUUUUGCGACUUUUUGCAGAUUGCGCCGUGCACACGCGCCGUGUGCGGCCAUAUGUUCAGCGCGCCGCCGCCCGCAAAACACGGCGCGGCGACUCACAUUCGGAUCGACCACUACGAGACGCCAGCGCAUGUCCAUGUGACGGUGUACGCAAAGAACAUCGACCCUGCACAAUCCCUAAUCGUGUUUGAGCACGAGCAUGUUGUGCUGUCGCUCUUGCUUGCGCCGAUGGGCAGCAUCACGGAGCCGCGGCGGUUUGAUCGAACGCUGGAGCCAUACGCGGCCAUCGACCCCUCUGCGUCCACGUACACGAUCGGAAAAAUGAAACUGGAUCUCGUCCUGCACAAAACACUCGCGGGACAGAGCUGGCCGGUGCUGGAGCGCAGUGAUACCGUGUAUGGGUACGGCGUCACGUUUGGACACGCCAAGUAG